This is a messenger RNA of Tremella mesenterica DSM 1558, 430 nucleotides long. RefSeq lists its product as uncharacterized. The coding region runs from base 6 to 323 and encodes 105 amino acids. The transcript has 3 exons. The record is from RefSeq and is a predicted model, not a curated record. Lineage: Eukaryota; Fungi; Basidiomycota; Tremellomycetes; Tremellales; Tremellaceae.
CGUUGAUGAUCGUUCGUUCCCGGCGAUCUGAAGACGAUGGAUGUCCAGUGGGAGGUUAUCCCCGAGUUGCCCAGAGGGGGAAAAGAGUGACGAUUGCCGGCGGGCGGUGGGAGGUAGGCGGUAUGACCAAGGGUCUCGGGGAGGAUAGCGAAAGGGACGAGAAAGAAGAAAGGCCGUGGGGUAAAGAGAGAGAGGGUGUGGAGAUGUUUAUUAGGUUGUAUUGUAGGUGUAAGAAAGGUAGGGAUGAUACGAUAGUGACGUCUUUGUGGGAUACUUUGGUGGAGAAGCGGAACAGGAAGAGGGGUCUGGCUGAGGGGUGUUGAGUUGCGCUGACAGUGCACUUCUAUCACACGGCGUUGAGCGACCUAGAAAGUAAUUAAUCAUUCACCUUCUGGCCUCUGAUACCACAAGACUCUUUCUCUCGCUCACG